AUGGUGAAAGAUGGUGAGGAGGAGGAAGGACGUGAGAACGAAGCAAAACUGUCCACCGGGACCAGAGACACCGGGAAGACCGCCAUGGGCCUCCCGCGUCCCCCCUGCACAUCUGUCAGACUGGCCGCCGCUGUGGCUCUGCUGGCGGCGGCUCUGGUCCGUCCUGUGGAGCCCUCUCAGGGGGACAAGGAGCCUGUGUACCGGGACUGUGUCAAGCAGUGUGUCCGCGUCAACUGCACUGGAGUCCGGCUGAAGGGGUUCGAGUCCGCCCAGCCCCCGUACAUGGCUCUCACAGGUUGGACAUGUCGUGAUGACUGUCGCUACCAGUGCAUGUGGACCACCGUGGGCCUGUACCAAGCAGGGGGCUACAGGGUUCCUCAGUUCCAUGGCAAGUGGCCGUUCGCUCGCUUUUUGUGCUUCGAGGAGCCCGCCUCGGCCCUGGCGUCUCUGCUGAAUGGCCUGGCGUGUCUCCUCAUGCUCCUGCGCUAUCGCAGCAGUGUGCCCCGACACAGCCCCAUGUACCACACCAUCAACGCCUUCUCUCUGGUUUCUCUUAACGCCUGGUUCUGGUCCACAAUAUUCCACACGCGGGACACAUAUCUUACUGAGAAAAUGGAUUAUUUUUGUGCCACAGCUGUUAUUCUCUACUCAAUCUACUUAUGCUGUGUCAGAACACUGGGUCUGAAGAGACCAGGAGUGUCCAGCAUGGUGGGCGUCCUGCUCAUCCUGGUCUUCACAUCACAUGUCUCCUACUUGACCUUUGUCAGUUUUGACUAUGGCUACAACAUGUUGGCCAAUGUUACUAUUGGAAUGGCCAACCUGCUGUGGUGGCUGUGCUGGUGCUGGCAGAACCGCAGGACGCUGCCGUACUGGUGGAAGUGUGGCGCGGUUGUCCUGCUCCUCCAUGGGCUGGCGCUGCUGGAGCUGCUGGACUUCCCUCCUCUGCUCUGGGUUUUUGAUGCCCACGCAGUCUGGCACCUGAGCACCAUUCCUGUCCACGUCCUGUUCUACAGCUUCCUGAUCGACGACAGCCUCUUCCUGUUAAACACAGAGAAGUUGGGGGUCAAAGUGGAGUAG
Knipowitschia caucasica is the source of this 1077-nucleotide messenger RNA. The record is from the annotation of a GenBank genome assembly. NCBI's taxonomy places the organism in Eukaryota, Metazoa, Chordata, Actinopteri, Gobiiformes, Gobiidae.